AUGUCACAGCCAAAAACAAGUGGAAGAAGCAGCUUUGGAUUCAUGAUGAGGCCGUUGACGUGGUUGUGUAUGUGCUUCAACGCGGCAGCGGAAGGCGAUCAACGGAGAAGAUCUAAUAAGAAACUAUUACGGAGGAGCAGAUCGGUUCACUCCAUGAAACCAUCUCCGGUUAAUUCUUUCGAUAGGAGUCCAAUGGUGGACGAUGAAGAAAGAGAUGAAAAGAUUAAAGAUGUUAUCCUCUAUUGGGUGAUCCUAAUGGAGAUGAUCACGGGAAGGACAUCGAAUGAUGAGACGUUGAGCGAGGAGAAGCAAAACUUGGUCAUGUGGUUACGUCCGAGCUUAGAUAGGAACAUACCAAAAGACGAAGCAACCGUGGAAAGCAUCAAGACGGUAGCCAAAUUGGCUGAACACUGCACUUUUCAAGAUGUUGACAAAUAUAUUUAUCUCUCAUGGUAA
Microthlaspi erraticum is the source of this 456-nucleotide messenger RNA. The record is from the annotation of a GenBank genome assembly. Lineage: Eukaryota; Viridiplantae; Streptophyta; Magnoliopsida; Brassicales; Brassicaceae.